Molecule: messenger RNA, 2698 nt
Organism: Rubroshorea leprosula
Lineage: Eukaryota; Viridiplantae; Streptophyta; Magnoliopsida; Malvales; Dipterocarpaceae
Source: the annotation of a GenBank genome assembly
AGCAAUCCUGCACCACAACAAAGCAUGUUACAGAAGAAAUUUCAACCAAAGACCAUGACAUCACAAGGUGAGAAAACUUGUCAAAUUUGUGGAAUUAAUGGUCAUACUGCUUUGAAAUGCUGGUAUAGGUUUGAUCAUGCUUACCAAAGUGAAGAAUUACCUCAAGCACUUGCAACAAUUACUCUGGAAGAUGACAAGGAUCAAACCUUCUAUGCCGACACCGGAGCCAGUGAUCAUAUGACCUCAGGGACAGGUAAUCUUAUUUUUAAAAGGCCUUAUAAUGGGAAGCAAAAGGUUUAUACAGGUGAUGGAACACCUUUGCACAUCACUCACAUUGGAUCCACGUCUGUUGGUCCAUUAAAACUUAAUAAUGUCUUAGUUGUUCCCAAUCUUAAAAAGAAUCUUAUUUCCAUUAGCAAGUUUACUGAAGAAAAUCCAUGUAUCUUUGAGUUCUCAUCUUCUGGUUUUGUGGUUAAGGAUCAAAUAACACAGGCGGUACUGGCCAAAGGCACUAGAAAGGGCCAACUCUAUGCCUUAGAUGAAGGGGAAAAAUAUGCUCUUGCAACUAUGACAAAUAAGGCUGCUGACACCAUAUGGCAUCAACGCCUCGGACACCCCAAUUCCCGCAUUUUAAAGAAUUUAUCUUCAAAGAAGAACAUUGUAGUGUCAAGAUGGACUACACCUCCCCACUUAUGCACAAGUUGCCAAAUGGGGAAGAGUUGUAAAUUGCCAUUCACAAGAAAUAAUGAAAGAGCGAAAUUCCCUUUUCAUAAAAUACAUUGUGAUCUUUGGGGGCCCUCUCCUGUUCAAUCGACUCAUCAUUUUCUGUAUUAUGUAAUCUUUGUGGAUGACUAUAGCAGCACAGUAUUCCUCAAUCACUUGGCAGAGUGUGGCAUUCAACAGCAAGUUUCAUGCCCUGGAACUCCAGAACAGAAUGGAGUUGCAGAAAGGAAACACAGGCAUAUCACUGAGACAGAUCUAACAAACAUUUCUAAGAAUGUUGAUACAGAUGGGGAACUUUGCAAAUACCCAGAUUCUGAUGGAUGGCUCCAAGCUGUUUCACAUUUACAACCAUCCAAGGAUAUAGAUGACGUGCCUUCAAUUUCAACACUACCUCAACAAUUCACAGAUCUUACAAGUGAGGAGGAGCACUCUCAACUCGCCAUUAACAGAAUUAGUGCAAUUCCAUCAGUUAAUGAGGAUGAGACAUCACAACAGAGUCAAGACAAUGGGACAAUAAGGACAACAGAAAAUAAUAACAGUCCUAUGCUUGCUCCCACAGAAGAAAAUCAAAGAGAACUAGUACAUGAAGAACAAGGAAAUGAAAUUCAAUAUCAAAGAAGCCAAGAACAGUCUGGAAACCCUGAAAUUAUUGAAGUAGUGGUUCCGAAUCGGAGUGGCGUGUCACCACCUUCUCACAACAAUGUUUAUAUUUCUACUCAUCCUAUGCAAACAAGAGCCCGUACAGGAGCUCAUACUAGACAUGUUAAAACCAUAUUUCCAAAGAAUGCAAAUACCAUGGUGACUGACAAGUCUAUUUUGCAAUUUGCAGGUCCUGAUAUUAUGGAACCUAAAACAGGUCGAAAGGCACUUCAAAGCACACAUUGGGUCAAAGCAAUGCAAGAAGAAAUUGAUGCUCUGCAUAAAAAUAACACCUGGACGUUAGUGCCACCACCAUCGGAGACAAAUAUAGUUGGGUCCAGAUGGGUUUUCAAAACCAAGCUUAACCCAGAUGGUACGGUGGAAAGAUUUAAAGCUCGUCUAGUAGCUAGAGGCUUUUCCCAAAUGCCAGGAGUGGACUUUGAGGAAACAUUUAGUCCUGUUCUUAAACCAACAACACUUCGGUUGGUUCUUGCCUUUGCAACAACUCUAGAAUGGCCAUUAAGGCAACUUGAUGUAAAGAACGCCUUCCUCCAUGGCAAGCUCAAGGAAAUGGUUUAUAUGACACAACCACCAGGAUUUUGUGAUGCAGAUUGGGCGGGCUGCCCUAUUACACGAAGAAGCACUACUGGGUAUUGCAUAUUUCUUGGUGCAAAUUGCAUCUCUUGGUCUUCGAAGAAGCAGCCUACUAUAGCACGCUCUACUGUAGAAGCAGAGUAUCGUGCUUUAGCCUCUACAACAGCUGAAAUGGUAUGGAUUACUUAUUUGCUUCGAGAUAUUGGAAUUUCUCUACCUUCACCUCCGCAACUAUUCUCGGACAACAUAAGUGCAUUACAUAUGUCUAUUAAUCCUGUGUUUCAUGCUCGAACAAAGCACAUUGAACUAGAUUAUCAUUUUGUUAGAGAAAAAGUGGCAUUAGGAACACUUAUCACCCGAUAUAUUCCCAAUACCGAACAAGUUGCAGACAUUCUUACUAAGCCAUUGCCCCGGCAACAAUAUCAGCUUUUACGUUUCAAGCUUGGAGUGGUAGCUUCACCCCACUUCAGCUUGAGGGGGAGUAUGAAGGCACAAGUAUGGAAUCAAUCAAGGCGUGAGACCAGAGAUAAUGGAAACACGCAAGAAAUCAUUCACACAGCAGAAAUUGAGGAGAGACAAAAGCAACAUCUCUGAAAGCAACGGUCAAAUUAUAUUAGUAAAGCAAUCUGUAUUUUCCUUAACUGUACCUCAAUUUCAGCAUCUAGAUUAGCUCUUGUAAGUGUAUAUAUUGGUAUAUGCUUGUACAGAAUAAUACACAACUGAAUAUAGAAUCAGUAUUCUC